This is a messenger RNA of Uncinocarpus reesii 1704, 744 nucleotides long. RefSeq lists its product as uncharacterized. Lineage: Eukaryota; Fungi; Ascomycota; Eurotiomycetes; Onygenales; Onygenaceae. The transcript has a single exon. Bases 1 to 744 code for a protein of 247 amino acids. The record is from RefSeq and is a predicted model, not a curated record.
AUGCCGUCAUCAAGCGCUGCUCGUGUGGAGAUACCAAGCUUGCAGAAGCUGAGGCCAAGCACCCCUUUCAACGCUGCGACCACACACCGCGAUCUCCUUCAACGCCUGUCUCAAGAGUCAAGACCGGCUCCUCCGCUUCGUCCCAACCUCCCGAGCGUUGCGUUUCGAGCAGCCCGUUGCGCCGGUCUCAAACCGCACGAGAGUCACAAAUUGCUGGCUGAACCACAGUCCACCAGCCACAGGCCGAGCUCCCGACUCGGAUGCCAAGCCUGGGCGUGGCCAAUCACCACGCGCCAUACGCGGGCCGGCUGGGCUUACAUAAGUGCUGACGCGGACUGCGGCUCUGUUUCGGCCUUUCUAGACUCCGGCGCCAAGCCUCGCCCGCGGCCAGCCAAUCACGGCCCGGCGAUUUUGCCGGCAGGGCCCUUCCCGAAUGGGCAGCAAGCAGCUUCGUGGUCGCGCUUUCCCGACCAGAGCAGGACAGCCUGCAAUCAGAAAAGGGAAAGAGGGUUGUCACACUGGAGGAAGGCGCGUCCUGUGCCACGUCACUUGCUGGAUCGGGGUGACAUCGCAUAUAAAGAGCGUGGAGGCAGCGCGUCUUGGACUCUUUCGCGAGUCCCUGCAUUGUCACACCUGAUAACACUUGUACUGACAUUGCGACAGGUACUACGGCAGAUGGCCUCCCUCCACGGGGCUAUCUGGAUGUUGAUCAGCUCUUUUGCAGACGAGUGCUCUCCUUGCUAA